Messenger RNA from Amphimedon queenslandica, 554 nucleotides. RefSeq lists its product as uncharacterized. The record is from RefSeq and is a predicted model, not a curated record. The transcript has 3 exons. The annotation marks the transcript as partial. NCBI's taxonomy places the organism in Eukaryota, Metazoa, Porifera, Demospongiae, Haplosclerida, Niphatidae.
CUUGCAAUUUAAUCUGUCAUGUCGGUUAUACUGUCAAUUCCAAUUGUACUGACUGUUAUUUGGCUAGUAUCUGUGAUGCAGACAGUCCAUGUAUGAAUGGAGGACAGUGUAUACAGUAUUCACCUCCUGAUAAUUAUACUUGUAAUUGUACUGGUACAAGAUUUCAGGGAGUCAACUGUACUGAUCGUGUCACUAAUGGUUCAUGUCCUGCUAAUGCAACAUCGAUAUUAGUAUUAAAUGAUGGAACCAUCAAUGUGCCAUUGACAAAACCAGUUUGUAUUCGAUGCAGAUUUAUUAGUAAUCAAGGUGAUUUUAUUUCCUUCUCUGAUGGUGUAUGGAGGAAAGGUAGUACUGUACUAAGUGAUGGUGACUUUAGUGGAAAUGUUAUAAUAUCAAAUACUUCUAAUACAUUGUUUCUUACUCUUGUACAUCCUGCUACUGUUGUUGAUGUUGGUGAUACACUGACAUGCUCAUCAUUUUCAGCUGACCAGCAAUCUGUCAUUACUAUUGGAGCUUUUAACUUUUUAAACCCAAGAGUAUCUCCUAAUGGCACU